Messenger RNA from Chara braunii, 5874 nucleotides. The record is from the annotation of a GenBank genome assembly. Lineage: Eukaryota; Viridiplantae; Streptophyta; Charophyceae; Charales; Characeae.
GCAGAGUCAGCGGAAAGAGUAGCAAGCGGCACGAAGGUAGAGUCGCGAACGGGUAUGCCUGCUACCGUAGGAGGCUCAGGGGAACGAGACAUCGUGGCUAGGUGGGUGCUGCGCUGGAGGUUGAGACGGGGGAAACAGCCUGAGGGCGAGCCUGCUGUGCGAAGUGACGCUGGAGGGCGUCUGCGUGCGGGCAAGUACAGGAGGUUUUACUCACCCUACCUGAGAUGCUUCCCUAUGCCUCUCAGGAACCAGUUGGCAGCUGAGGCCAACAUCAACAUGCACAACUUCCCGUCGUUUAGCAAGAAGGCCCUAGACCUGGAAGCAAAGAUAGGGCAUGGUCAGACACCCACGCCGGAUGGAAGGAAAAAGACACCGCCUUCCAACUGGAAAGCAAAGGGACGCAUUAUGUUCGUUGACAACGAUGGUUUUACCAUCGAGUUGGACGACGAGUUCCAGGCGGGAGAAGGUUCAAAGGCGGGCAACAUAGAAGCUUCAGGGGGUGGAGUAGUCGUUGUUGUAGCCCCAAAAGCCGCGUUCUAUAAUUAUUAUAAGCAAAAUCUGGAGGAGGGUAUGUAUCUAGUCUAUGUCUCUGGAGCAGGCGAGCCGGUGAAAAUGCCAUCGGACAUAGAGGGAGUAGUUGCCAAGUACCCUGAUCUAUUUGAAGAGCCUAUAGGGGUUGUUGAGAGGGAGGUCGUCCACGCAAUAGAGAUUAUCCCAGGGUCUAGUAUCCCGAAGGGUAGGAUCUAUAGGAUAUCUCCAGGCGAGCUUGAUGAGCUUCGCUGGCAACUCAAGGAACUCGUAGAGAAGGGUUGGAUCCGGCCGAGUGUUUCUCCUUAUGGGUCUCCAAUCCUAUUCGUAUUGAAGAAGGAAGGAACACUUAGGAUGCGCAUUGAAUAUAGGGGCAUCAAUGCCAUCACUGUCAAGAAUAGAGAGCCCCUACCGCGCAUCGACGACUUGCUAGAUAGAGUGCAAGGGUGUUGGUACUUCAGUAAGAUAGAUUUGAAGUUCGGGUACCAUCAGAUUGCAAUCCGGCCCGAGGAUCAACACAAAACCGCAUUUCAGACCAGGUACGGUCUGUACGAGUUCGUGGUGAUGCCUUUCGGCCUGUGCAAUGCUCCUGGCACGUUUCAGCACGCUAUGAAUCGGAUAUUUCAUGACUACUUGGAUAAGUUUGUCACCGUGUACCUUGAUGACAUACUUAUUUUUAGUAGGAUUGUUGAGGAGCAUGUAGCACACUUAGACAAAGUCCUCAGUCUCCUUCGGCAGCACAAGUUCAAGAUAAACGGGGAGAAGUACAGGUGUGAGGCUGCCUUCAAACAUCUGAAGCAUGCGUUGACACACCAUGAGGUCUUGAAACUACCUGAUCCUGACAAACCUUUGGUAGUAACUACGGAUGCUAGCCAAUAUGGUAUAGGCGCCGUACUUGCGCAACAGGAGGGGAAGAAGUUGAGGCCAGUAGAGUACAUGUCCAAAAGAAUGCCCUCUCAGAAGUUGGCUAAGUCCACCUAUGAGAAGGAGCUCUAUGCGAUCUACAAGACGCUCACCCAUUGGAGGCACUAUCUCCUUGGGAGGAGCAGGAAGGUCGGUCGUCCACGUGUUAGUGAUCCUUCGGCAGGUUCACCUAGGGGAACUUGUUACGGCUUCUCCUUCCUCGAAAUGUCAAGGUUUGAUGAACUUCUCACAGCACUAUCAGCGGCAGAUUGCCGAGAUCACCACACUGCAGGCACUUCGGCGAUGCAAUCCACAGGAAUGAUGGGUGUUGGACGAGCGUCGGUGUUGGCAGCCUGUGGGAGAGCAACAACAACUGAAGUGGCGCCGACGUUGAGAUUACCGAGGAGAAAGGCUCCAGCUUGGAUGACGAAUGUAUCUGGUAGCAUCGAUGGGCCAAGUGCAGCUGCAGACACAAGCUUGGAGAUAGCUAUUUGGGAUGGUGGGUCAGUGGGAGAGGGAGGGAGGGAGGGAGGGAGGGAGCAAAGCGAGCAGCUUGCGACUCGCGAGGACGUUGCGUCCUCUCUUCUGGACUUGAGCAUGCUCCAGGCUCGUAAGGAGCGACUCACCCUCGAUGUCGCUGCACUGCGUCGCCUUCUCGUCAUCCUCUCUGACCGUGAUCGCACCCUCCCGAUCAUUCCAGUACGACUGGAGACCUCCACGAGGGUGUACCCAGCGCUGUGGGAUUCCGGUUCUCAGGGCGACUUCAUUCAUCCACGUGUUGUGAAAGAAGCCCGCUUACCCACGACAGGGUCUCCGACUCCCAUCUCUGUCAUCCUAGGGGAUGACAAGACCCAGCGCUCCUUCGAUCAGACGGUCACCGACCUCUCUUUCUUUCUCACUCUCGAGCCGACUGAUCGUCCCCCAGCGUCUCGUCGCCACCGCUCCUCUACACAUUUCGAUGUGAUGGAGACGGGGUGUGACUUCAUUCUCGGCACUCCGUGGUCUCGUCGGUUCCGCAGCACUGAGGCCGAUUGGGCGACCAACAGCAACCGCUUCUUUACGAAGAUCGAUCUUCAUAGCGGUUACCAUCAUAUCCGCGUCGCUGCAGCGGACCAGCCGAAGAUAGCGUUCCGAUCGCGCUUCGGCCACUACGAGUUUACGGUGAUGCCAUUCGGCCUCACCAACGCACCCGCUACCUUCCAGAGGGCGAUGAACGACAUCUUCAGGGACAUCCUGGAGCAGUACGUUCUUGUCUACCUCGAUGAUAUCCUGAUCUACAGUCAUACCCUUGAGGAGCAUCUCAGACACCUCCGCGACGUCCUUGAUUGCUUGCGCAGACAUGGCUUUUAUGCCAUGCUGAGCAAGUGCCGCUUUGCCCAGCACAAAGUGGAUUUCUUAGGACACUACGUGUCUGAACAGGGUCUCCGCAUGGAAGACGCGAAGAUCACUGCUAUUGCGGAGUGGCCCGUCCCCACAUCCGCCAAGCAGCUUCACCGCUUCCCAGGCCUCACGAGCUACUAUAGUAAUUUCAUCCAGGGAUACGCUAGGUAUUCCUACGUCCUUACCUCCACCCUCCUCUGGAAGAACCCGCUGUGGGCUUGGACACCCUUCCACGAGGACACCUUCCGCGCCCUCAAGAAGGCGGUGACAUGUGCACCGGUUCUUCACCUACCCGAUUUUGAUCGCCCUUUUAUCCUUACCACCGAUGCGUCAGACUUUGCUGUAGGAGCAAUGCUUUCUCAGAUUUUCCCCUCCCGUCCUGAUUCUUCUCGUCCUCGUAUCCCUCGCUUCCCACCCCCUACCCCUACCACUGCUUUACGCCUGACGCCUACUCGUCUAGCUACUGACGAGCCUUCUAUUGACUAUUCUCCUACCAUCGCCAAGGACGACACUGUCCAGUCUCGCUCAGGUGAUUGUCUGAUAGCCUUGUACUCCCGUCAGCUCCUGCCGGCCGAGAUAAACUACACUGCUAAUGAACGUGAGGCUUUUCUGACAAAAUCGAAGCUCACUCCGCGACAGGCUCGAAGGUGGCGCGACCUAUUCGAGUUUAGUUUCACAACUGAGCACAUCAAGGGUGAGACUAAUCGGGUCGCAGAUGCCUUAUCCCGACGCCCUGACCAUGAUCAGGAGCAGAUCCAGCUCGCUGCCAUCUCGGUCACCACCGUCCACCACUCGAUGAUCGACGAGUUUCGCACUCRGUACCGCCACUGCCCCGACUAUCGCAUCAUCCAUGUGACCCAUCGGAGUGGCAAGACCGUCUCGAACUACUCUCUCGAGGACAACGGUCUUGUGUACUGGCACGGUUCACAGGGCACCAGAGAGCCCCGUAUUUGCGUUCCCUCUCUUGGACAUCUACGUGUCCGGGCAGUAGCAGAGUUCCAUGACCAGGCAACCGCUGGUCAUAUGGGCUUCCACAAGACGUUGGCUCGUGUGAGCCGCCUGUACGUCUGGCUGAAGCGCAAGGACUUUGUGAAGGACUACGUCGCAGAGUGUCCCACAUGUCAGGAGGUGAACAGUGUGAACCACCUGCCUUAUGGUUUGCUCCAACGUCUUCCUAUGCCUGAGGGUCGUUGGCAGUCCAUCUCGGUGGACUUUAUCGGUCCUCUUCGUCCUCCGACUCCCCGCGGUCAUGAUGCUAUCCUGGCCGUCGUUGACCACUUCACGAAGCGCACACUCUUUGUUCUGUGUCGCUAUGCCAUCAGUGCACGUGAGGUUGCCGACAUCGUGUUUGACCGAGUCGUGCGUGACUACGACUUACCUUUGGGCAUCAUAUCUGACUGUGACCCGCGCUUUACCAGCCGAGUCUGGCAUUGGCUCUACGAGGUUUACGACACCCAGAAAUGCAUCCCUGUUAGGCUUGCUUCAGCUGAACACCAGCCUUUGCUGACGCCCACAAGCAAAGCUGAGGAAAACCGAUCUACAUUCGCAGCAAACCCCGCGGAGGUACCAAGCACUGCCAACCUGGGAUUGCAAAGAAAGGAGUAUGACCCAGUGCAGUGUCAGGGCGAGCUCGUGCAGUUGCUGGGGGAAUCAUCGGCCCUCAAUAACAACUUCAUGCCAGACAAAGACCCGCCACAGCUGCAGGAGGCGCUAGUCAAACAGUCGGAAGCGGAGUCAGAAGGGCACGGAUAUCUUCAAGAGCAUGGACUCCUUAUAGCGUUACUUGGGGACAGCCAGGGGAAAUGCAGGGCAGAUGGAAUCGUAGAGCAAGAUGGACAAAGAGUAGAGUCGCAAGCAGAAGUCCAAGGGCAUAGACUUCUUGCGUUGUCUCUGGGGGACUCUCCGGUCCACAGUGACAAUUUCAAGCCCAAGGAAGAUCCAGCGCAGCAGGAGGCGCUAGUCGAACCAUCGAAAGGUGAGUCAGAAGGGCCUGGAUUUCUUCAAGAGAGUGAACUUCUUGUGACAUUGCUGGGCGACCCUGGGAUCCGCAGAGACAAUUCCAUGCCCAAGAACGAUGCGGAGCAGCCGGAGGCACCAGUCAAAACAGAAGCUGCUUCAGAAGGGCAUGGAUUCUUUCAAGAGCAUGGACUUCUUGUGCAGUUGCUGGGGGACUCUCCGGUGCGGAGCAACAAUUUCAUGCCAGAGAAAGAUCAGUUGCAGCAGGAGGCGCUAGUCAAACAAUCAGAAAGUGAGUCAGAAAGGCAUGGAUUUCUUCAAGAGCAUGGGUAUCUUGUGCCGUUGCCAGGGUACUCUGCAGUCUACUGCAGCAGUUUCAUGCCAGAGAAAGAUUCGGUGCAGCAGGAAGCACUAGUCAAACAAACAGAAGCAGUGUCAGAAGGUUAUGGGUUCCUUCAAGACCAUGGACUUCUUGAGCAGUUGCUGGGGGACUCUCCAGUCCGCCGUGAGAAUUUAGUGCCAGGCAAAGAUGCUGUUGAGCAGGACAUGCUAGUCAAACAAUCACGAUGUGAGUCAGAGUUGCAUGGAUUUCCUCACGAGCAUGGACUUCUUGUACAGUUGCCUGGGGACAGCCGGGGGGAACCCAGGUCGGAUUCGACAGACAGCAACGACCGACAAAGGGUUGUCGUAGAAGAACAUGAAGCAAACGUUAUGACUGAAAAAUCCGAAGGAGACCUUGCACCUAGUGCUCCAGAGUUUGCUGUUUCAGGUUUCACAGCUGCUGUGCCUAGCACGCCGAAGGGCUCACCCCUUUGUGGUCGAAAAUUGGUGGGUCCACCUGCCUCCAGGGCGUUCAUUGCAGCGGAGCCGGUGCCUGGAAAGGAUUACCGUUGGCAGGUGCGUAGAUGAAGUGUUGCUGGUGGAAAGGGCAAAGUCUGAACAGUACUUUACGGAAUGGGGAAACUUGGCCCUUUAUUUAUGGGCGUGGUGGAAUCCAUCCCCCAAGUUUCUGUGGCACCCAGUCACGGCUGAGAUGUAUUUCAAGUCCAUAGAGAUAGGGAGAUUGAGAGGCGCAAUGAAGUAGAGAAGUAAAAGACCAUCUGGGGA